Nymphaea colorata (pocket water lily) is the source of this 4181-nucleotide messenger RNA. RefSeq lists its product as uncharacterized. The record is from RefSeq and is a predicted model, not a curated record. Lineage: Eukaryota; Viridiplantae; Streptophyta; Magnoliopsida; Nymphaeales; Nymphaeaceae. Bases 831 to 1922 code for a protein of 363 amino acids. The transcript is spliced from 10 exons.
GGAACAGUCAGUACCUAUAAUUUACCUGAAACUGACAAACGUUGGACACGAACAGAAUGUACAAGUCUAACAUGGAACAGAAAUCCGCGUGAUUUCCUGUUCCGUGGCUUUAGAAGGAAUGGGGAGAGGAAUUUCUCGCGCUCGUGUUCCUCUUUUCUUCCGCCGUUGUCUCUGUCUCCCCCUCCCUCUUUUUUCCUCUUCCUUCUUUGCUCUCUCCCUAUUUCUCUCUCCCCUCCCUCCCUCCCUCUUCCGCUGCUCUCUCUCUCUCUCCUUCCUCUGCUUUCGUUUGGGACAAGGGCUGCAACUCUUUGUUCCAUAAAAAUCACCGCAUCUGCUUCGAGAGGGAGGCCGCUGCUCGAGAAAGGGGCGAGCGCGUCGCUGCAAAUCAGGGGACUCCUCCGCUGAGAAGGGACGCCCACCAAGUGUUCGGGGAAAUGCAUGAGCCAGAUGAGAGAGAAAUUCACUUUCUCCAAGUGUUUUCUGCUCCUGUCACUGGCUACGCUAUAAAUGGGUUUGAAAAAAUGCAUUUGCAGCAUUUGGAAAUGCAUAAUAGGGGUGUGAUAGAUUCAGUUUGUAGCUUAUGGAGUGUUCCACAAUUUUUUGUUUCAAAACAGUUAGCUCAUUUUUUUCCUCUACUUUUUUGGAUUGUCUAUUUUUUUGCUAGAGUGCUAGUUAUGAUAUAUUAUAACAUGAAAACGUAUGACAGAGAAGGCAUUCAUAGACAUUCAGUGUUGCUUCUACUUUCAACUGUUCCAUCUUCCUGCAGGGUAUCAUUGAGUUUCCUUUCAGCUAUAUGAUCUCAAGCAGGAGGGUUCAUUGAACGGCAAGAGAUGAAAACCCCAGUCAUGCCUGUUGUAGAGUUAGACCAUGGAGAUUCUUCUUCUAUUGAACAUUGCACUCAAGGGAAAAAAACACGUGGACCAAAUCGUCUUUUGAAGGUGAGAAAGUUGCCUGUUGGUGAAAAACUUAAAGUAGAUCACAAUUACCUUGGCCAACCUAUUGGUGAGAAUGCAAGCACAUUGUCCAAGUAUAUGGGAUUCCUUGUACGAGAUGGUUGUUUAGCGCCUCUUACAUAUAAAAGUUGGAAGCAGAUGCCAAUGAGCUAUAAAAAGGACUUACAACAUCGUGUUAAGGAAAAAUUCGAUAUUGAUAAGUCUACUAAGAGAUGGAUGCUCAAAACUCUUGGAAAACAAUGGAGAGAAUGGAAGUGUACUCUUAAAAGAGAACAUUUUGACAUUCACGAGACAUAUGAAAGACAACUUGAGGAUUGUGACUCUAGGGUUGUGCCAAGCCAAUGGGUUGCACUCGUGGAAUAUUGGAACUCUGACGAAGGAAAGCAACUUUGUAAGCAAAAUAAGAAUAGUCGUGCAAAGCAAAAAUGUCCUCAUACAUUGGGUAGCAAGAGUCUUGCACGUGUUCGCGAGGAAAUGAUGGCAGAAAAAGAAGAUGAAUCAGAGCCAAGUAGACUUGAAGUUUUCAUGAGAACACACAUGAGGAGUGGUCAAUAUGUUGAUGAAACAUCUGCUCGAAUAGCUGCUGAAUGCAUGGAGAGACUAGCUCAUUUAGAUAGAAGGGGAGAUGAUAUGGCCAAGGAUGAUACUUUUGCACAAGUUGUUGGAGAAGACCAACCUGGUCAUGUGCGCACUUAUGGGUUGGGUCCCACUCCUUCGGACUUUUUUGGCUUAUGUCCAACCAAGGUUGAAUUAAUAAAAAGAGCUACAGCAGCAGAAAAGAAAAUAAAAAACUUGGAGAAGAAAAUAGAAAAGCUUCAAAAAGAUAAUGAACAACUAGCAGCAGAAAAUCGACAAUUACGAGCGAAUUUACAAGGCCGAAGCUCUAGAGUAUGUGUACAUUUAUCUUUGAGAGAGUGUGUGUUCCUUAUUAAUGACUUUUUUUGGUUGAUUUUGCAGGUGCGACAUUGAAGGGCAUGAUCGUGCAUGUUUUUUCUUUUUCUUGUUAUAAUAAUGUUAUGUAUUGAACCAUUAGAUGCACUAAAUAGAUAAGAAAUUGUUUACAAGAAUGCUUUCUUAUUUAAUUCAAGUUAAUAGAUGAUUUUUUGGUAGACAUCUUAUGUACGUAUAUCAAUUUUUUUGGCUAUUUUUUACAUAUAUAAUCGGAUUUGGUGUUUGGUAGAUGAAGGGAACUUACAAUGGACAGUCUAAUGAUCUCUUGAAGAUCUGCAUUCUGGAGUUAGUUAUGUGGGUAUAAUUCACAUUUUACUAUCUUUCUUUUCUCCCAACUUAUCAAGAUCUAGUAACUUCCAAGAGAUUGCACUUCCAUCUGCCUGUAAUUGUUUUUCAUGAAUUUUUUUAACCUGUCAAGUGGUUUAUUUUUGGUGAAAAUGACUAUAGCAAUUUGUUUAGCAUGGGGUCUACUUAUAUACAAAUAUAGGGUUCUAAUUCUAAUAAUGUUCAAUAUGAUUGUAAAGUGAAUUGUCUGAAUGGUGAAAGGUGAACAGGCUUUAGUUUAUGAUGUAAAGGAUGUUCCUGAAACUAUCCGUAUGCUGGUUUCUGCUUUUUGACUCGCAUUUUUAUUUGGAUAUUCCAUACCCUUUUUUAGCUUUAGUGCUGGUUUAGGUAGGUUCAAAAUAUUUUGUCCUGCUGUUGGAGAAGCUCUAAGGUAUAAGAAACUCCUUAUUUUGUGCUUUAUCUUUUCAGUUUGCCAUAGGUGAAUAUAUUUGUUCUCAUUUUGUUUUAAAUCCUUGAUGAUGAAAAGAGAUGCCUUUAAAAGAGCUUCAAAGUAACCAUAGAAAGGUUAUCUUCACUGGAGAAAGCUAAGAGGGGUUGGCAUGAAGAAUAUGAAAUAUCUUAUGAAUAGGUUACUGCUUUUACUUCAGAGUAUUCUUCUCUCUGCUGCUUUCUCAAGUUCUCCACAAGUCUUGCAUCUUAUGUGGUAUAAUUACUACCAGUAACAGUUUUGUUUGACGCUCAAAACUAGUUUCCCUGUUGGGUCUUCUAUAGACUUUUAUACGGACUGGCAAGAGCAAUGUGCUGUUAUAUAUUCAUAGAAUGGGAACUUGAUGAAACACAAUAACUGGAAACCUGAUCAUAUUCCAUACCGUAUGGUUUUUUUGGCAUCAUAUACUCGAGUAGUAUGGCUGACGUGGUGCAUGUCCUGUAGCUGACCACUUUGUUAUUUCAUAUCAAACUUUUGGUGAAUAGGGCAUUUUUUGUAACUUGUUGCAGGAUCAUGAUGAAUAUUUUGGAAGAUCAUGCUUGUGAUUGUGUUUGUGUGUGGGGAUUUGCUUGUAUUUCAUAUGUUCCUUUAACUUUCUAUGUUCUUUAUUUACCCUUCUGCUCUUAUUUCAGGUUUGACAUUGUCCGUAAAUCACUUAGGUAAAACUAAAAGCUCUUUUACUCCCACUGACAUUUUUUAAAUUUAGCCAUCCAUUCUGGAGCAUCAAUUUAUUGGAAGCGCCUUUUGUCAAUUUGUAUAGUUUACUCAGUCGUCCACCAUGCCCUUGCUUUUUACUCUUACUGCUGUCAAAGGUGUUUUCUCUUUGCAAUCUCUUUUGUUUCUGAACGUUUUAGUUGCAUGGGUUAACUGUUUCUAACCUAAGAAUUUAUCUGUUCUUAUCAGAAGGAACAUCAUUGUGAACCAUCCUGGGGUUUCAGAGACUGUUUUAGAUUCGUGCAUGCCUUUGUUGUGACAAUUUGGAACAUGACCAAAAGAAUUAACGGUCUCAGUCAGGGAGCUGCGUCCUUAUUACGCUUACCAAGAGAGAAGUUCCUUAACACUGAGAAGAGAUGUAGAAAAAAAAAUAUAUUAGUUAGUUGGCCCUUUUUGAGAGGACAUGCCAGAUUGUCAUGGAGAACAAAAACCAUCAAAUACAAUUGGAAGCAACGUCUGUAAUAAACUUUGAUCAUAACGUGAAGCAGCCCUGUCCUGAAAGGAACAAGCAGCAGUUUGUACAACCAUGGUCAAUGAUGAUGGAUGAACGUCUCAGAGUCUUUUUGGUUAAGAUCAGAUUAUUGAAAAUGAUUGCAGUAAGUUUACAGUUUCGAAAUAGUGCUGUAACUUUGGCCUUAUUUUGCUUUUUCUUAAGAGGCUUUAGGAUGAUUAGCUCCUCUAUUUGUGGCUUCCUGUUGUAAUUAUAACAAGUUAUCCUUGAGAAAAUUAUUGUUUAGGGAAACACUAUUAAAAUUUGCAAUAAUAAAAUAUUUUUUUCUUGAAGAUUACCA